Molecule: messenger RNA, 4944 nt
Organism: Penicillium egyptiacum
Lineage: Eukaryota; Fungi; Ascomycota; Eurotiomycetes; Eurotiales; Aspergillaceae
Source: the annotation of a GenBank genome assembly
AUGACCAGCAGACAUGCAGCGAAGAAUGCGGUUAUGGGGAUUGCGAAGGAAUACGGGUUCAUCCAGCCUAGCUCCCUUGACGAAAUUGGACGCUUCAAUCCAAAGCUUCGGCGCGAGAUCGAAGAGAGCAUGUUAGCUAAGGACAAGAAAAUUGGGCAUUCCAUCCAAACACUCGCCAAAAAUAUCUACAGCAGCAACGCUCGUUUCGUCUUCGAGCUCCUUCAGAACGCGGAUGAUAAUCGGUUUACGAGAGCCACUGCGAGAAAUAGACUCCCUUUUCUUGCUUUCAAGGUGUAUCCUGACAGAAUUGUCCUCGAGUGCAACGAGGAUGGAUUUACCAAGGAGAAUUUGUCAGCUAUCUGCUCGGUUGGGGAGAGCACCAAAGCGGCAUCGCACGGCUACAUUGGAGCAAAGGGAAUCGGAUUCAAAUCGGUUUUCAUCGCAGCUUGGAAAGUGGAUAUUCAAUCUGGUAACUACUCUUUUUAUUUCAAGCACGAGAAGGGUGAUCCUGGUCUUGGAAUGGUGUUACCCGUGUGGCAAGAUUCCGAUGAGGUGUUGCCAGAUCCUUUGACUCGCAUAACCCUUCACCUUCACCAGAACGGGGAGGCAGAAGAUAUCGAACAUCUCCACAGAACGAUAUUCAAGCAACUCGAUGACUUGGAGCAGACCUGCCUUCUCUUUCUGAGGAAUUUGAAGGCAAUACAGGUGUCAUUCUAUGAUGGAGAUGAUAAACUGCAAAGCUCCAAAAAGUUCUACUUGGAGAACAACUUCCCGAGUGAUGUUUUUCUCAAGACCGAGUCAAUUGAUGAGAACGAAAAUAUUUCUGUCGAGAGAAAAGGCUAUUGUGUCACUCGUUACAUGGCAACUGGUCUUCCUAAAAGCGACAGUCGUGAACUCCCAGACACUGUUGAAGCUAGGAGAAUUUCUUCAGAAGCUGAAAUCGUGCUGGCUUUCCCCCUAACGCAUGAUAGACAGCCGCUUCUCGAACAGCAAUCAGUUUUUGCUUUUUUACCUUUUUUGAUACAAUCCGACUUUGACACGACUGCAAGCCGUCAGGAUAUCUCCUCAACAUCAAGACGAAACAUCGAGCUGAAGAAACACAUUGCCUUGGCAUUUGUGCAGGCGAUCAGGGGGCUCUUGCAUGACUCUGACCUAGGCUUUACGUGGCCAAUGUAUCUUCCGUCUGCCGACGACGCAUCUGGUACUUUUUGGGCCGAUCUUCACUCGAAGAUUGCGAGCAGUUUAGAGAAACAGUCUGUUCUAAAGACUCGACAUAGCUAUCUUCGGAAGAUAAAAGAUGUGCGGAUUCUAGCCUCAGAUUUUAUGGAUAGCGACGGAAAUCCCCUGCUGGACGACUCAAGUAUCGACCCUUUCCUCUCCAGUCAUUACAAGUAUGUAUCUAAGGACGCCCUUCGUCCUUAUGGUCUGCAAGCCAUGGACUAUAAUCUGCUUUUCCGCAUAUUGCACAAAGAUCUUGAAAGUUCUGCUUCCCGGAUUCAAUCGACGUUCACGAGUGAGGAUAACCACAGCCGCAUCGCAAAGCUCCUAUCUCGAAUUGCGGAAACAAAAAAAAGUCGUCUAGAAUCAUUGGCUCUCCUUCCUCUACGAAGCGGCCCUUGGGUUGCGGCAAACUCCGGCUCUGUUUUUUUCCCGACCAUAAACGGCAUUUCCAUCCCUCCAGGGCUAGAUCUUCGGGUUUUGGAUGCAACUGCAGCAGCGAAUGAGUGUCGCAGAUCCCUUUUUGUUCAAUUGGGAGUCAUUAGUCCAUCGGCCCCACAAGUGCGAUACUCAAUCCUAAGGAAGAGUUGCUCCGCUGCUGCGCAUCCGAGCCUAGACGAAUCGAGGGCGUACUUGCGCUUCUUGUACCUGACCCACCAGUUCAAGCAGAGCAAAGAUGAGCUGAGAGACAUGUGCAUCUACUCGCAUUCUGGCGCUCCAGUAUGGCCAUACCAAGGAGACUGCUAUCUUCCAUCAAACCAUCCCUACGGGCCAGAAGCCCUCCUUAGGGCGACGGAUAACUUGCCAGGCUUCAGCGUAUCUUUUAUUCACCCGACAUACUUCGAGGAAAUCCCAGCAGCGCCACACGCAGGUCAUCUCUCUUGGGGUAAAUGGCUACAAGACAAUCUCGGACUAAGGAACAAACUGAGACUCAUCGCCAGAGACGGAAGAAGUCUCUCCCUUGCCUGGGAGUAUGUGGCUAGAUUCCAACCAGAGAAGCUCCUUGGACUCCUACGACACCUUUGGAGCUCUGAAGGAGAAACUAUAAGCAAAGACGAUGCAUUGAAACAGCUUAUUCGAGAAACGGACGCACAGCGGCUCUGUCUUACCGAACUUCAAGGACAAUGCCAGCUCGAUCAGACAUACCUCCCAUUACCCAACCUUCUUGAGCAAUGUUCGCGGUUUUUGAAAUCAAAUGAGAGUCUUCCAUUCUUGGAUCUCGGGAGAACGUUGUCUGUGAAGCAGCUAAGUUCAAAAUGGAUUUUCCUUCACACAGAACUUGGUGUCAGAAAAGAUGAAGAUGUUGAUUUUUUACUCGACAUCCUGAGAUGGCUCAAAGAGACGGACCCUUCCGCCUCUUCCGUUGAAGACUAUGGGCGCAUCUGCAGGCUUUACGGUGCCAUCAAUGCCAAAUAUCUUGGUGCUGAAAGCCAGCUGGUUAUGGGGAACUGCAUAAAGACCUUUUUUGAGAACGGAAGAUACAUUUAUGUUUACAAGCUUGAUGAGGACGAGGACGAGGACGAGGACGAUGAGGAGGACGAGGAUGAUGACGAUGACGAGGACGAUGACGAUGAUGAGGACGAUGACGAGGACGAUAUCGCCGUCUGGUCUAGUCCCGAGCAUUGUCUAUGGGAAGGGCCGCCAGACAUGAUUACCAAAUAUCCACUUCAGCAUCUCUAUGAACAAUUUAUUCCUAGAGAUCAGCUGUUUCAGCUUUCAACCUUUUUCAAGCAAGUUUUAGACAUCGCGGCAGCUUCUUGGCCUGAUGUGACAUAUGAACUGGCAGCUCGAAGGGAUCAUGAUUUGCAGGAAUUCACUCCUAUUUUUGAUCUUUACAAGUAUCUCGAUGACAUGAAGGAUCUUGACUUUGUUGAUGAUAUACGGCACGCAUUUGAAUCCGAGCCCUUGAUUUUUGUGACUAGGGAAGGCCAGUCUGGUUGGUACCGAGCAACUGAAUGCUUGUGGUCAAGCACUACAGAGAUACGUGGAAAGGUCACGCUCAAUGACCAUUAUGAGGACCUCAAAGAUUUCUUCAUUGGCACUUUGGGGGUCAAAACGCUAACCCUUCAGAUGGUCUAUGACGACCUGUUGGAGACAAGUGCAAACGCAACAAUCCACGAUACAAAAUCCAAAAUCUGGUCUCUCAAUGCACUUCUCGAAGCAGGGGAGGAUUAUUUUAAUCUUGAUCCGACACCAUUGUUGAAAUCCCCUAUUUUCCCCGUUGUCUACCCCGAUGGCACAAAGGCUCUGAGAUCAGAGGAUAUCCAGUUCGCCAUUACGGAUCGAGAGUACUUGGCAUCACGAUUUCGAGGGAAAAUCAAGAUUCUUGACUUCAGCCAAGAAGAAGUCCGCCAGCUGAAGACCUUUUUCGAGUGGGCCGGUCUCUCGCACCGCUACUUUUCUGUUGCCGUUAAGGAACUGACAUCGCUCUCGGGCGAGACAACACGGCUCCAUGUAUGGCCCAAUCGAGACUUGAAACGAAAAGCACAUUCUAUCCUCCGCAUUGCGGGCGCAUUCAACAGCCCUAGAUAUCAAGCCGACCCCCUAGUGCUUUACAAGUUACUCCAGACUGCUAGUGUCGAAGCGACAGAUGGUAUUGUCUCGAUCCUGCGGAUCUCUCAAGACGGCAAAGUGGCCGAUGUGGAAGAGUUGAUUGGGAAAUUACACAUCAGCGAAGAAGGGUCUCGCCUGUCUGUCUACGUCCCCAGAGACAGGAAAGCGCAGGAGCUUUGCUUUUGCGAUCUUCUGCCCAGGCAGCUUGUCGACUGGCUCAUGCGGGACCCCACAACACAAAUACUCAAUAAGGUCGAAAUUCGUGCAAUCAAUGUGAUGUCCAUGAUCCUGAACAUCCAUCCAUCCGCUACCGAUCUGAUUCUGGAACGUCAGGGUAUCAUCGAAGUUGAUAUACCGAACGAAGAUUCCGAUGUCGACCCCGAAAUACCUCUCGAAAGCUCACAGAGUCCUCGUACAACAACCAGUGAAGAUCUCACACACUCAAGGGACGUUGGCACACCAUUUUCUAGUCGGCAUUCCAUAUCCCAGAGGAAUACUCCAGAGCAAGUAAACAUUCGCCAAAACGCAAUGACACCCCAUUCUCCGACCCCUAGUCACAGUCGCCCAACACUCAUGUACUCACCCAAUGUUUAUUCGUCCGAAGACAGCAUUCCGUAUCGGAGACUUCUCGAUAACGUGCUAGUGGCCGCACGAAGAGCCAUGUUUCCCUCAAGUGGGGCGUUCAAUAUGAGCGAGCUAAAUGAAGCUCUACCAGCACAGGAAGGCCGCCACCAAUUCGACGGCUUCGAUGGUAUUGGAGUAAGGGAUGCAUUCCGCUCUGAUAGCCAGAUUGAAAGAGACCGUAAGAUCGGGGCUGCGGGAGAGCUAUAUGUAUUCGAGCUUCUCACUAGACUGAACCCACCUUUAACGGACUGGAGUGAGCGAAACUGGCAGAGCACAAUUCGCCGAUAUGUCUCGGUUCAUCCGGACUACGCCGACAUGGAGCCUUGGUACGGGAGGGAAACGGCCGACAUUACUUAUGAAGAUAGAGCAGGUGAAUUUACAGCCUUGCUUAUUGAUCGUGGGUACCUUGACGCCGAGGAAUGGGCGGACAAGCGUCCGAAAUAUUUCAUUGAAGUCAAGGCAACGACAGGGCCUUUGGAUCACCCCUUCUUCAUGAGCAGGCAUCAGUAUAAGAGAGUGAGUGCACUGAUCAUUACCAACGGCACAUAA